UUAAUUUCACUUUGGGUUUGUCAAAUUCAAAAUGGCGACCAUUGUCAGAGGAUUUUCGAGGUUGCCUGGUAAACAUCAAGUUUUCCGCGCAAUUAGUACAUCAUCUUGUAAAUGUUCUACUGAUGGUCCGAAUGUUGACAAAGUUACACAUACAGGACAGGUUUGGGACAAAGAUGACUUCAGAAGAGCAAGAUUUGCUGGAAAAGACAAAUUGGUGAAUCCAAGGUUCGCCAUAGACCUGAUUGCUGAAGACCCAAUUGUGGUAUGUGAAAGAAGAAGGGUAUCAAGCAACAGCGGGGGUGCUCUCGGACACCCAAAAGUUUUUAUUAACUUGGAUAGGGAUGAAGUGGCAGUGUGUGGAUAUUCCGGGCAAAAAUUCAUCCAGAAAAAGUUUUACAAUCCUAAGGAGCAUGGGCCUUCUAUAACAUACGAGGAAUAUCUAAAACAAAUGGAAGAGAUCAAGUCAUAAUCCUAAUAAACCGAUGACGUUUGGACAUAAAAUUGGUUUUGAGAGUGCUUAAUAUUAUUCAUUUUAUUAGUAGGAAGAAGAAAGGACCGUUUUGGAAAUAAGUGAAUUGAAUAUUUAGAUGUAAUUGUUGAUAAAUAAAUGUACCUAAUUGUU
Ruditapes philippinarum (Manila clam) is the source of this 622-nucleotide messenger RNA. Its product is annotated as NADH dehydrogenase [ubiquinone] iron-sulfur protein 6, mitochondrial-like. The transcript is spliced from 4 exons. Gene Ontology annotation, biological process: mitochondrial electron transport, NADH to ubiquinone. NCBI's taxonomy places the organism in Eukaryota, Metazoa, Mollusca, Bivalvia, Venerida, Veneridae. The record is from RefSeq and is a predicted model, not a curated record. The coding region runs from base 32 to 469 and encodes 145 amino acids.